AUGUUAAAAAUUAAAGUAAAACUUGGGGGAGGGUCAGAAAAGAAGCCUAUACAGCCAAAAUUGAGGGCAAAAUCACCUGGUCAAAGUCAGUUAAAUUCAGGAACAAAGAUUCGUUUAAGAGCAUAUCGAGAAUCAGGGCUUGGAUAUGACUCAGAAGCAUCAGAUAGAGAGGAUGAUCCAUAUAUUGAGCAGCAAUUUAUUCUAAGAAUGUGUAAUGGAGAAGAUUUAGAAUAUUUAAGAAAAGCAGUUGAAGAGAAAACAAUUGGUAAUGGGGCAGAUUUUUAUAUAAAAUUUAAAGACAAUAGAAGGGCAAUUGUUGUUGUAAAUAAUCAUAUGUAUUCAGCAAAGAUGGCAGAUUUGCCAUGCAUUAUUGAAUCAAGCAAGACAUUUGAUAGAAAAACGAUUUAUAAAGUAGCAGAUAUUUGUCAGAUACUUUUGGUUGAAAAUAGAAUUGAUGAUGAAGAAACUGUAACAACAAUGCCAAUAAAACAUUCCGAAUAUAUUUAUCCUCAUGGUUUAACACCACCAUUAAAAUGGGUAAGGAAAAGACGAUUUAGAAAACGGCUUUCGCAUAAGACUAUUGAAAUGAUCGAAGCAGAGGUAACUAGACUUCUUUCUCUGGAUGCAAUGGCAGAAUUGUCAAGUUAUGAAGUUAUUCCAGCAUCACUUUUAAGUAGAGAAAAUUCUUUUGUUUUAGAAAAUGAAUCGUUGUUUGAUACAUCUAAAAAUUUAUAUAAAAAAGAAGAAUAUUAUGAAAAUGUCAAUACAAUGGAUAUAGAAAGCGAACAUUAUGAUGAUGCAGAUGAAGAUUAUCUUGCGGAUCAGUUAGAGCAAGCAAUGAUGGAACUGGAUAAUAGAGAAGCAAGUCAAACACCUGCUUUUAUAAAAGAAACAGAAACUCCUCAAGAUGGUUCAGGAAGCGAUGAUAAUGAAGAUUCGAGUGAAGAGAUAGAUGAGGAAACACGAUGGGCUGAAGAUCAUCAAAGAUUAUUAGAUGACGAAAUAGCUGAACUUAAUGCUACAAUUGCUGCAAACUUGGAAAAACUAAAAACAACAACAAAUCCAAUACUUCAAAAACGUUUUGAGGAUAUUAUUAGAAAACUUAAAUCUGAAUUAGAUCUUAAACAAUCUCAAAAUGAUAAAAAAAUAUAG
This is a messenger RNA of Pneumocystis murina B123, 1152 nucleotides long. RefSeq lists its product as hypothetical. Gene Ontology annotation, cellular component: transcription factor TFIID complex. The record is from RefSeq and is a predicted model, not a curated record. NCBI's taxonomy places the organism in Eukaryota, Fungi, Ascomycota, Pneumocystomycetes, Pneumocystales, Pneumocystaceae. Gene Ontology annotation, molecular function: RNA polymerase II general transcription initiation factor activity. Gene Ontology annotation, biological process: RNA polymerase II preinitiation complex assembly; transcription initiation at RNA polymerase II promoter. Bases 1 to 1152 code for a protein of 383 amino acids. The transcript has 5 exons.